This is a messenger RNA of Talaromyces amestolkiae, 1062 nucleotides long. RefSeq lists its product as uncharacterized. The transcript has a single exon. NCBI's taxonomy places the organism in Eukaryota, Fungi, Ascomycota, Eurotiomycetes, Eurotiales, Trichocomaceae. Gene Ontology annotation, molecular function: trans-2-enoyl-CoA reductase (NADPH) activity. Gene Ontology annotation, cellular component: mitochondrion. Gene Ontology annotation, biological process: fatty acid metabolic process. Bases 1 to 1062 code for a protein of 353 amino acids. The record is from RefSeq and is a predicted model, not a curated record.
AUGGCUGAAGCACUUGCCUUUACCGUUGGUUGCUCGAAGCCAAUUACCAGCUUGCACCUUGUGAAAAGCACUCUUGCUGAAUGUGGACCACGGCAAGUUUUGGUGAAGUUUCUGGCAGUUCCCAUUAAUCCAUUGGAUUUCGUCGUGAUUGAAGGCAAAUAUCCUGUGAAACUUCAAAGCUGCUACAAAAACGAGGCGGGUGAGACCCUUGCCAUUCCUGGCUCUGACGGCGCCGCGCGGAUUAUACAAACCGGUUCGGCUGUGAAUCAGUUGGAUGUUGGAGAUAUUGUUGUUCUCCGCACGCAUUGCCGGGGCACCUGGAGGACCCAUGCAGUCAUUGAAGAGGAUGAUCUGAUUCGUAUUCCGUCAACAUUAGACUCUCGCCUUGGGUGCCUGCUCCGUAUGGGCGUGGCUCCUGCGUAUUUCCUUCUGCGGGAGUAUCACGGACUCGAGCCGGGUGACUGGAUCAUCCAGAACGCGGCCACGGGCACCAUCAGUCAUUUUGUCUGCCAACUGGCUCCGCUAUUCGGCGUUCGAGUCAUCAGCAUUAUUCGCAACCGCUCUAGUGCAGAGGAACUCGAACGCACAAAGCGGUCCCUGCGAUCUCACGGGGCGUCUUUGGUACUCACGGAGGACGAACUCGGUACGAACACUGCACUGGAAGGAAAAAAUAUUGCUUUGGCUGUCGACUCCGUCUGCGACGAUGCUUUAACGUGCAAAAUGGCGACAUGCCUGAUACCGGGGGCCACGCUACUCACUGUCGGCUUCCUAGGGGCAGCAACGGCUCGAUCCAAUCCACAGUUGCGCCAAUUUUUGUGGCAAAAGAACAUUGCCCUCAAGGCAUUUAGGCUGAGUGACUGUCUGGGCAAACGAAACUUGUCACAACAGACCGCAAUGUUCGAGUGGUUUGGGGACUUGUUCGCUCGCGGGUUCCUCAAUUCUCCCGCAUUGGAAUACGUACAAUGGGGGAAAUCCUCUGAAAAACAGCUACAGAACGCUAUUUGGAAGCAGACACAAAUAUCGGUUGGUCAGCCUAAGAUAGUCUUGGUAUAUGAAGGUUGA